CUGUCGGUGACUCAAGCCUCGCUGCAGUCCAUCCAGUCACAGCCCUGUCGGCUAGAGUUACACUGAUUCAUAAACCGUGGUGCAGCAAUAUGGUCUGGAACCAUUCGGCAUCCCCUAGUUCGUGGCAGCCUGACACACUGUCAUGCUGCCUGGCUGACUAUAAGAGCGAGAAAGCUAUAAAGAAGUGAAUUUCUUUCAGCAAGGUCUCACUCUUUCUACCUGCUCUAGGGGCCUUUGUCUCUCUUGUUGAGCGCAGCCUUGUCUGCUGCCUGCGUCCCGGUCAAGCUUGAAUACAAAGGUUCUGUACUUUGUUCGGCUUUGGAUCCGAGAAUUGAUCCGAUUGUAAUACACACUCACAGUUCAAGAUUCGUUCCUAUAAAUCUCUCUCGAGGCCCUCUCAAGCAUGCUUGGUUUCUGCAACGAGCCUUCAGCUGCGGCUCCUAUACUCGCCACCAUGAAUUCGACCACUCCAAUCUUCAAUACCUCCGAAACCGCCAUCCUGGAGGGGCUCAUCCCCGGGUAUGCGUUCAUCUCGCGGCUCCUGUUAUCAUACCUCCACAUCGACCUUUCGCUCUACAUCCCAUACAUCUUCACGGCCAUUAGUAUCUACUUUGCCUCCGACCAUGUGUCCCACCAUGUUCAGGGCCUGUUCCGGAGCCAUCUCAUGGCCUCAACUGAGGUUCGCAUCUACGACGACGUCUACAUUUACCUCAUGUUCUGGAUUUCGCGCCACCGAUGUAUGCAGAGCACCAGGCACAUCUAUGCCAGCACCCAGCUCUCCGUUGAUCGGUACUACUACGACUCGGACGACUCGGAUGACGAAUCCGAAGAGGAGAUCGAUGAGGAAGAGAUCGCAAGGAGCAGUUUUGAUGAGUACUGGAACAAGAUGAUCGCCCGGGACCGCACAAAGCGCUUACGCUUUACACCAGCUCAUGGAGUCCAUCGCUUCCGGUACAAGAACCGCCUGAUCUUCCUCAAUCGCGUGCGCGACCGGUCCACCAACUCCUUGUACAUGCAGGACAAUUCGGAACGCCUGAUUAUCUCGUGCUUUGGACGGGACACCACGCUCCUUAAGCAGCUGCUCGCGGAGGCGCAGGCGGCGUAUGUUGCACGCGACGGUAACAGCACGGUCAUCUAUCGUGGUCAGAAGGCGAAUGGCCGUACCGACUGGAUCCGUUGCAUGGCGCGUGCGCCGAGGGCACUUUCCACUGUCGUGCUGGACCAGACCCAGAAAGAUGAGUUUGUCAAUGACAUCAAGGAAUACCUGCAUCCAAGGACUAGAAGAUGGUACUCCAACCGCGGGAUCCCGUAUCGACGCGGCUAUCUGCUUCACGGGCCUCCGGGGACCGGCAAGACGAGCUUGAGCUUCGCCGCUGCCGGGGUGUUGGGCGUGCCGCUGUAUCUACUGAAUCUGAGUUCCAGAAGUCUGGAUGAGGAUGAUCUCAUGGGCCUCUUUCACCGACUGCCUCGGCGAUGUAUUGUGCUCCUGGAGGAUGUCGACUGCGCGGGUAUGACGCAGAAACGCGGGCCUGACGACAAGGACAAGGACACCGACACCGACCACGCUGCCUCUGCCCGGAAGCCGCGAGACAAGGCUGAGGGCGGCCCUCCGGAGAAGCAGGGGAUCUCGCUAUCCGGUCUACUCAAUGUCAUUGAUGGUGUGGCCGCCAGCGAGGGUCGCAUUCUCAUCAUGACUACCAAUCAUCCCGAGAAGCUGGAUGCCGCGCUGCUCCGUCCUGGACGCGUGGAUAUGAGCAUCGGGUUUGGCUAUGCGCAGAGCCACGAUGUCGAGGAACUCUUUGCGUCUAUCUAUUCCAUGCUGGAGGGUGAUUUGCGUUCUGCAGAUACGGGAGGUAGCCUUGAAAAGACCCGGCACUCCAUGACCAACGGAAUAAAGCCCGUGAAUGGGAAGCAAUCUCUUGUAAUCACUCCGGGGGAUAUUUCGAACUUGGCACGACAGUUUGCAGCACAGGUUCCCUCUGGUGAGUUUACUGCUGCAGAGGUUCAGGGAUAUCUUCUGAACUACAAGAACAAUCCUCAGGAGGCGAUUGAUUGGGUGGAGCAGUGGCUGAAGAACACGCGCGAGACACGCGAGAUGCGUCUUGAAAAGUUGAACUCGAGCAAGUAAAGCAUGUGAAUGCAUAUGCUACAAUGCUGUUGAGUCGACAAGAUCAAGAUAUAUGACAUAGCCUAGUUGGUAGUAUUACUCAGUAAUGACAAUAGAUUCUAUUAUUCCA
Messenger RNA from Aspergillus fijiensis CBS 313.89, 2237 nucleotides. Its product is annotated as BCS1 and AAA domain-containing protein. The transcript has a single exon. Gene Ontology annotation, cellular component: mitochondrial inner membrane. NCBI's taxonomy places the organism in Eukaryota, Fungi, Ascomycota, Eurotiomycetes, Eurotiales, Aspergillaceae. Gene Ontology annotation, biological process: protein insertion into mitochondrial inner membrane from matrix; mitochondrial respiratory chain complex III assembly. The coding region runs from base 404 to 2128 and encodes 574 amino acids. The record is from RefSeq and is a predicted model, not a curated record. Gene Ontology annotation, molecular function: ATP hydrolysis activity; ATP binding.